This is a messenger RNA of Prionailurus viverrinus (fishing cat), 3480 nucleotides long. RefSeq names its product zinc finger protein 454 (gene ZNF454). The transcript is spliced from 5 exons. The record is from RefSeq and is a predicted model, not a curated record. NCBI's taxonomy places the organism in Eukaryota, Metazoa, Chordata, Mammalia, Carnivora, Felidae. Gene Ontology annotation, cellular component: nucleus. Gene Ontology annotation, molecular function: RNA polymerase II cis-regulatory region sequence-specific DNA binding; DNA-binding transcription factor activity, RNA polymerase II-specific. Bases 713 to 2278 code for a protein of 521 amino acids. Gene Ontology annotation, biological process: central nervous system development; regulation of transcription by RNA polymerase II.
GUUCGGGGCCGGGGGGAAAGGGCCGAGGGAAGGCCGAGUAGGUACGGGUCGUAGUCCCUUCUGGAGGACGCCGAUCUGAUGCCCUAAACUUACCGGGACGUACGGCUGAGGUUUGAUCCUAAGAGGAAAAGGGAGGAUGGCCAGGAGUGGGCUCUUGGUUUUAGAGUCCGAGUCUGCAAGUGCAUGUACAGGAGGAUGCAGUUAGGGCCUCUGCGUGGGUCUCGGAGCCGACUCCAGGAAGCCCAUUCUACCUGCAGGGGUGGAUGACCCCAGGGUGUUUCGGAGCCCUGUCUGCGAACUCUCCGAGGCCGGGGCAGCCGCAACAGCGGCUCCUUGGGAGCCGGAGGGUGGGUUGUAUGAAAGAGAUUCCUAGCCGCCUACCCACCCCCAACCCCCCCCCCCCCCCCCCCAGCCACACAAAUACACUGCUUCUCGCCCACCUUUGGCUCUUUGUCACCCAGACUGGGUCCCUGAAGGGGAGAGGCCUGAGGUCAGAGAGAAGGACUUGGCCUGAGAGGCCUUGACAUGGAGAUCCAGCCUUCUUACCUUGCCUUUUGCGGCAAUCCUUCACUCCCCUCCCAGGAUUAGGCAACCUUCCGGGCAGGAGAGAAACUUCUGUUGAGACCUCUCAGGGCGAAGGCCAGAGGGUGUGUAGAAAUUUCUCGCUUAAGUCCCACUCUGCCAGUCCCUAAAAGGGCUUAUCAGAGAAGGAAUGGCUGUCAGGCGCCUGCCAACCAUGGUCCAGGAAUCAGUGACCUUCAAGGACGUGGUCGUGCUCUUCACCCAGGACGAGUGGGCACAGCUGAGCCCCACUCAGAGGGCCCUGUACAGGGAUGUGAUGCUGGAGAACUACAGCAACCUGGUCUCGCUGGGACUCUUAGGACCCCAACCAGAUGUGUUGUCCCAGCUGGGAAAAGGAGAAGAGUGGAUGCUGGAGGACACCUCAGCGGGCUUCUGUCUUGACUGGAUGACUAUGCCUGUAAGUAAGAAAUCUACUCCCAAGGCAGAUAUUCCUGGAGAAGACUUGGAUCGGUGGAUGGUAAAGGAAAGAUUUACUAGAGACAGUCACUGGAAAUAUGAUGGCCUGCUGGAAUGGCAGCAUGGAGGCCAGGUGGCUGUCAUUCACCAGAAAACCCCCUCUGUGCUCAGUGACCAGGGAGGUGAUGAGCCUGGGAAGCACUGCACCGAGAGCUCAUCUUUUGUUCCAAGUCAGGGAUUGCAAUCUAGCAAAAAAGUCUUUGAGUGUAGAGAGUGUGGAAAAGUCUUCACUAAGAGUUCGACCCUUAAUAAACAUCAGAAAGUUCAUACUGAAAAACUUAAUGCAAAUCGGAAAACUGUUAUUAAAGAGAAACGAUAUGAAUGUAGAGAAUGUGGGAAAGCCUUUCACCAGAGUACACACCUUAUCCAUCACCAAAGAAUUCACACUGGCGAGAAACCGUACGAAUGUAAGGAAUGUGGCAAGGCCUUCUCGGUGAGCUCCUCGCUUACUUAUCAUCAGAAAAUUCACACCGGAGAGAAACCUUUUGAAUGCAACUUAUGCGGAAAAGCUUUUAUCCGAAAUAUACACCUUGCACACCAUCACAGAAUACACACUGGAGAGAAACCUUUUAAAUGUAACGUAUGUGACAAAGCCUUUGUAUGCAGGGCACAUCUUACCAAACACCAGAAUAUUCACAGUGGAGAGAAACCCUAUAAAUGUAAUGAGUGUGGGAAAGCCUUCAAUCAGAGUACAAGUUUUCUUCAGCAUCAAAGAAUUCACACUGGAGAGAAGCCCUUUGAAUGUAAUGAAUGUGGAAAGGCCUUCAGGGUGAACUCUUCCCUUACCGAGCAUCAGAGAAUUCAUACUGGAGAGAAACCUUAUAAGUGUAGUGAAUGUGGGAAAGCUUUCAGGGAUAACUCAUCCUUUGCUCGACAUCGGAAAAUUCAUACCGGAGAGAAACCUUACAGGUGUGGUUUGUGCGAGAAAGCCUUCAGGGACCAAUCCGCCCUAGCCCAACAUCAGAGAAUUCAUACUGGGGAAAAACCAUACACAUGUAAUAUAUGUGAGAAAGCCUUCAGUGACCAUUCGGCCCUUACUCAACAUAAGAGAAUCCACACUAGAGAAAAACCUUACAAAUGUAAAAUCUGUGGGAAAGCCUUUAUUCGAAGCACACACCUUACUCAACAUCAGAGGAUUCACACGGGAGAGAAGCCCUAUAAAUGUAAUAAAUGUGGGAAAGCUUUCAACCAGACUGCAAACCUCAUUCAGCAUCAGAGACAUCAUAUUGGAGAAAAGUGAUAUGACUAUAGUUUAUAUAGCAGAGCUUUGAGACUGAAUAUGUUAAUUAUUGAAUGUACGAGAAUCCAUUCCAGGAAAUAGCCAUGAAAGCUUGCCCGAAGAUGGUCUUUUUAUUCACAUUAUUGUGGGUUUGAGAAUUUAAGAAUGGCAUGCACUCCUAGUUAGAACUGCCUCUGUUAAAUAGCAGUAGUGUUUUGCUGAAUUACUGAAUUGUGAAAUAUAACCAAAAUGAAGCUUCAUUAGCAACACAGAAAUUAGCUUAUCAAAUUUACACUUUGACUAUUAAGAGACACUAUAAAAUGGUAAAAAAAAUUUUAGGUCGAGAAGCAAAGGAACCAAAGUAAGAAGAUGGCCUCUAAGCAUUUCACACUACUCAGUUCUCUUAUGUAAGAGGGUUUUUACUUUUAAUGGAACCCUUUUAUUCUCACCAACCCUGAUGAAACCCAGUGUAAGAAAAGUGCAGUCACCCAUGCAUUGGGUCAGGAGUUACUCAAAUUGUUUCCCACCUUCUGCUUCAAACCACCUUUUGUCAGAUCUCUCUGACUUACGUGUCCACUGGCCGCUUAACUGUAUUCUCCUUCCAGUACAACUCUGAAUGGUGUGUCCCUCUUGAUUUGCACCUCUUAAGUGGUGACGUCAUGUCAUUUAUUGUCACCCCACUUGCCCUUGGGGAAUAUGGUGAUCUGGCCCCGUACGCAGUCCACAAUUCUGGAUAUUGCACCCAGGCCCAGCUUUCAGAACUUGGGACCCCUGGGAUGCAGAGGUUGAUCAAACUUAUUGAGUUACCCAGUUCCUCUGGGCCUCAGCAUGACUCUGACACUGGGAUGGUAUCUAAAGCAGGGACUGAGUGUAUGGAGACAUUACCUUCAAUUUGUUCCACACUGUAGUUACCCCACACACAGCAGUCAGGGACAAUGCUCCACUUGAGGUGACAAUCCAAUGACCUCGUGGUGGUCUAGGUCACCUCCCCUUCUGUGACUUGCCAUUUCCUGACAUGCAACCGACACAAGAAGUCAGAGCCCCAAAGCUAGUUCUCAAAGGUUGACCCACUGUUCCCCCUUGGCUGGCAGUCCUCUGUGUCCACUGCGUUAGAGUAUCCUGGCCCCUGCCCUUCUAUCCAGUUUUCUGAAAGUAUUGACUUGUGUUCACAAGAAAAUCAUCUUUGAAUUUCUGCUUUUGCAUUUGAAAGUGGGCAUUUCCUC